Molecule: messenger RNA, 319 nt
Organism: Fomitopsis serialis
Lineage: Eukaryota; Fungi; Basidiomycota; Agaricomycetes; Polyporales; Fomitopsidaceae
Exons: 2
Source: RefSeq, a predicted model, not a curated record
GCCUCAUUCACUUCGUCUCGUGUCGUCGCAUGGCCAAAGAAUAGAUGAGUGCGGACAUUGCUUCAGCAUUGACAGCUAACCCUCCGUGCUGUCGGAAAGUUCGGUCUACGCAAACUUGAGUUGCCAUGCGGCGUUCAUUGUACUACCCCCACGUCGCCUGCCUCGCGGCACAAGCUUAUGGCGAUAGCUUAGUUGACUGCAGUGGUAUACGUACCAAAACUAAGUACACAACGACAUCCGUGGGGGUACAUCAUACUGGUCAAAUACUACUGACAUCGGAAGGACAUCCACUCAGGCUGGCAGGCUUGAGAUGAUCUCG